Molecule: messenger RNA, 1665 nt
Organism: Lolium rigidum
Lineage: Eukaryota; Viridiplantae; Streptophyta; Magnoliopsida; Poales; Poaceae
Exons: 6
Coding region: 130-1386 (418 amino acids)
Source: RefSeq, a predicted model, not a curated record
AGAGGGCUAAAAAGGCCAGCAAAACCCUAACCCUAAUCAGCCCUCCAGCAAUUCCCACCCCAAAUCCCAAUCCGCUCAAACCCUACCUCUGACCUCCCUCCCUCCUCCCCUCCCCUCUCCGCCGCCGCGAUGGCAGGCUCCUCCGGCGCCGCCACCGCCACCGCUUCUCCCCGCAACCAGCACCACAAGAACGACCGCUUCUACUACCCUCCCCACCGCCGCCAGCACCAGCAGGACCAGCAGGGCCUGCAGAGCCGCCGGCCCCCGUCCUCGCCCUCCGUCUCCCCGUCGCCCUCCCCGCGGCGGAAGGCGGCUGCGGCUGCGGCGGUGGUGGCUUCUGAGUCCGUUGACGCGGACGGCCGGGCCGAUUCCGAUGACUCCUCGUCGACCUCGUCCAAGUCCGAGGUGACCGACGUGAUUGUCUCGUCGCCGCCCGCGGCCGCGGAGGAGUCCGGGAAUCUGGACCGGUUCCUCGCGUCCACCACGCCCUCUGUCCCCGUCCGCUGCUCGUCCCAGACAAGCUUGAGGAUGCGGAGGAGUGGUGAUGACAUGGAUUCACCUCCUUACUUCCGCCUUGAUGAUCUCUGGGAGUCUUUCAGGGAGUGGAGUGCUUAUGGAGCUGGUGUUCCCCUGGUGCUAAAUGGCGGUGAAUCUGUGAUACAAUAUUAUGUCCCAUAUCUCUCAGCUAUCCAACUGUAUGCUGAUCCAUCUAGACCUGAUGCAAGUGCCAGGCAUCAUGAGGGUGGAAGUGAUGAUGACUCUACGGAUACUAGCAGUGAGAGUAGCACUGAAACUGAUAUUCACCGAUUAAGAGUCUCAUCGACACAUCGGUUGGAAAAUGGUGGCUUACGAAGUGAUGAUGGCGAACCUUAUGCAUCUGCAAGUUUUCCAGUAUUUGAGCAUCUGGAGAGAGAUCCUCCUUAUGGUAGAGAACCUUUAACAGACAAGGUGUCAGUUCUUGCUGGUAGAUUUCCAGCUCUCAAGACAUUCAGAAGCUGUGAUUUGCUGCCAUCCAGUUGGAUGUCUGUUGCAUGGUAUCCCAUAUAUAGAAUCCCAACAGGACCAACAUUGAAGGACCUUGACGCGUGCUUCUUGACAUUCCAUUGCCUAGCAACACCUUCCAAGGAUAGCCAUCCCACUACACCAGCAUGCCCUGGUUUUGAGGGAAUCAACCACUUCACCAGUUCAAUGGGCAAACUUCCAUUGCCUGCGUUUGGAUUGGCAUCUUACAAGCUUCGCAGCUCCCUAUGGGCAUCUAAUGGUGCCCCAGAACAGGAAAGCGUCACCUCACUGAUGCAGGAGGCUGACAAUUGGCUUCGCUGCAUACAAGUGGACCACCCGGAUUUCCGGUUCUUCGUCUCCCACUUUGGUGCGGCGUGGAGAUGAGUUGUAGAUGUAUGUAAUAGUUAAUUAUAUGGAUGUUUUGCCAAAGUCUGAACCCAGCUGUGCGUUGAGCACCCCAUCUCUCUAUGGCACAUAGAGCACCCUCGGCUAAGGGGGUUGUAUCAGUUUAAAGCGUUUAACUUAACUUUUGUAGUCUCCAAUAAGUUAUCUGGUGUAGGUAAAUCUUUUUUGAGAGGGUAAAAUAUCGAAAGAAGAAUUGGAGGCUUGUAAAACUUUUGGAAAAGGAGAGAGGAAACAAAAUAAAAUAUUCCAUUUAGAGUA